CAGGGGACAAAAGACAGGACAGAAAAAGGGAGAGAAGACACGGGUUUUAGAACUAGGGUCCCAGCAGCUGCAGGCAUUUGAACAGGUGCACAUUCCUAAACUCCUAGUCAUUUCCUCUGCCACCGGAUCCCAGCUUACUUGGGUUGUGAAGCCAGUUUAGGGAGAGCAGAGAGAGAGUGAAAAGCAUGAGCCCAGGAGUGUGGUUGCUGGGAACCCUAGGGGUCCUGUUCUUCAUGGACGGGGCAAGCGGCACUUCGGGCGAGGGUCAGCUCCUGGAAAAGCUUUUCUCGGGUUACGAUAGCUCUGUGAGGCCCGCCCGGGACCCUGGAGACCGCGUGCCCGUCAGCAUCGGCCUAACCCUAGCGCAGAUCAUCAGCUUGAACGAGAAAGACGAGGAGUUAAUCACCAAAGUGUAUGUGGACUUGGUAUGGACUGAUUACAGACUAAGCUGGAACCCUGAAGAACAUGAGGGAAUAGAAUCAUUGAGGAUUGCAUCGGAUUCCGUGUGGCUUCCAGAUAUAGUGCUCAUGAACAACAAUGAUGGAAACUUCGAUGUCUCUCUAAACAUUCAUGUGUUGGUGACUUCAGAUGGCUCCGUGCACUGGCUGCCUCCUGCCAUUUACCACAGCAGCUGUAGUAUCCAGGUCACCUACUUCCCCUUCGAUUGGCAGAAUUGCACUAUGGUCUUCAGUUCUUAUAGUUAUGACAGCUCUCAGCUCAACCUAAGCCCGGGGCUUGGUCUGGAUGGACAGCAGAGGAGCGAGAUCUACAUUCAUGAGGGAAAUUUCAUCGAGAAUGGCCAGUGGGAAAUAAUCCAUAAAUCUUCAAGACUGAAUGGUCCCUCAGGAGAGGGGCAAAGAGGGAAGGAAGGAGAGCACCAGGAUGUCACCUUCUAUCUCAUCAUCCGACGAAAACCACUCUUUUACCUGGUCAAUGUCAUAAUUCCCUGUGUACUCAUCACUCUCCUUGCCAUUUUUGUCUUCUACCUACCCCCAGAUGCUGGGGAGAAGAUGACACUCUCUAUCUUUGCCUUGCUGACCUUGACGGUUUUCCUGCUGCUGCUGGCCAGUAAGGUUCCUGAGACAUCCCUGGCUGUUCCUAUCAUUGUCAAGUACCUCAUGUUCACAAUGAUUCUGGUCACCUUCUCAGUCAUACUCAGUGUUGUUGUCCUCAACUUGCAUCACCGGUCCCCUCACACCCACCAAAUGCCCCUCUGGGUUCAUCAGAUCUUCAUCCACAAACUCCCCUGGUAUUUGGGUCUGAAGAGGCCCAAGGUAGAGCGAACAUUGAAGCCAGAACCUCCUAUCCUGGCACUCAGGGAUUCUCAAGGCAGUGGCUGGGAUCGAGCCACUGAUGAAUAUUUCAUCCGGAAGCCUCCAGGGGAUUUCUCAAAAAGUAACAGGUUUCAACCUGAGCUCUCCCCUCCCGACCUUCGGCGUUUUAUCAACGGGGCUCCAAGUGAGAGUCCAAAGCUGCCCUUGGAACUGCGGGACGUUGUGACCUCCAUAAACUACAUCGCUCGUCAAUUACAAGAUCAAGAAGACUACGAAGACCUGAGGGAGGAUUGGCAAUAUGUGGCUAUGGUGGUGGACCGACUCUUCUUGUGGACUUUCAUUAUAUUCACCAGCGUGGGGACACUCAUUAUUUUCCUGGAUGCUUCCUACCACCUACCCCCUUCCGACCCUUUUCCCUAACGUUUCCUCUGAGCCCUCGAGAGUAGCUGGUGUGGAAUCUUCCGCAGAAACCCAGUACCUGGAUUGUCUUCUUUCUCCGUUUCCUUUGUCGUGAUACAAAACUCCAAUUUAAAAUUCCUUACUGGGAAGUGUCCCAGCUUUUUAUUUUCCCUUUUAAAUCUUGUAUGCUCUGAUUGCAAUAUAUAACUUUUAUCAGAUUGCCAUUUAGACUUGUCUUGAGGAGAGUGGAGGACUGGGAGGGAGGGAGAAAAAUUUGGAACUCACAAUCUUAUAAAAAUGAAUGUUGAAAACUAUCUUUACAUAUAAUUGGGAAAAAUAAAAUAUUGGCCAAAAGAAAAAAAAAUCUCAUGCUCCCAGCCCAAUUCCAGACUCUCUGCAGUUUUUCUUAAUAAAUGUUUGUUAUAUAUCGUAAAACAAAUGAAUCUUAAAAAAAAAAAAAAAAAAAAAAACCUUUCCAAGCUAGACUGCUUUGGGAAUGGAUGAUUUAAGCAAGUACCUACUUAUCAGAUGACUUUGAGUAGCACACAAAAUUUUAUUACAUCCAGCUAUGCCUGAAAAUUUGCCAUCAUAGGCUUAGUCUUUUCGUUCUUGAAAGCUUUUCCUAGGUUAGAAUUCUCUAUUUACUAUGGGCUCAGGUUAGGUGACACUAGAUGGAGAGCUGGUGACAAAAUGUAGGAGGGAAUCCUAAGCCUUCUGGUGACAAAAUGUAGGAGGGAAUCUUAAUCCUUUUUCAGUCUCAUUUCUGAGGCUAGGAUGAGGGACAUUUACAGGUGAGAAGUAGGGAGAUACAGACAAAAUCAAACAGGGAGAAACAUGGGAGAGAAUAGGGUGGAUCCUCAGACUAGGGGAAAUUGAACCCAAUUUCUUUUCAAAAAAGAGAAGAUGAUCCAAAUACCAAAGUUAGAUUACAGAGGUAUAAGGGAAGUCCAGAGAAUUGGAAGAGGGUGUUUUUUAAUCCCAUUUCAGAACCACUUUUCAGACGCAGCUAGGACUUCCCAAUUCCCAGCGGUUUUAGAGACUGCAAUGGUGAGCGGUAUUUUGUCAUCAAGAGCUGCUAGGAGUUGGCUGCAGUCAGCAAUUUACUCAAGGUCUAGGUAUGAAGGACCUGCAUGGGAAGGACCCACAAACCCCUAGGAAAGAAAUGGUAUGGGGAGGCAUUUUUACAGAGCAAUCAGUUUUCCAUUUCCAAGUAACUCCUAGGAUUAGUGGGAAGUGUGGCAUCUUCCAUCUUCUGUAAACCCUAAAUCCCCAGUCCCCCUCAUCCCUUCCAAUGGAAAUAAGUGCAAGAGGCAUCCCUAAUACAGAGCACAGUCCAUUUUGUCUGUUUAUUCACCUAGAAGGUAGAGAAUUGGACACACACAGAUGUGGAAAGAUAAAUAUAAUCAGUUUUUCUAAGUCUGUUUCCUUAAAAAUAUAAAGCUAAAAAGUUUGUAUUAUCUUAAAUCUUUCCUUUCUCUUCGCAGCACUGAUCCAAAAGCCUUCCCCCUCUUUACAAUGGCUUCCCUCUCAGUGAGGGAAUAAAAGGGCUUGGCACAACAGGGAUCACAAUCAUUUUCAAUCUAAAAUUUACAAUAUGUUAUUUCCACAAUUGCAAGAUGCCUCAUUCUAAAGAAAGCCCUUCCAAUUUCCUAUGAUCUUUGUUAAAGUUUCAAAAUCCUAGAAACUGGAUUUUCUCAAAUAGUAACAUUGCCAAACCUUUAAAUUCUUGUACUUUUAAUUCUUCCAUAAUCUCUGUUUGGAAUGUCAAUCUAUUUUGAAAUAAAAAUUAUCUGAUCGUU
Antechinus flavipes (yellow-footed antechinus) is the source of this 3472-nucleotide messenger RNA. RefSeq names its product cholinergic receptor nicotinic beta 1 subunit (gene CHRNB1). The transcript has 11 exons. Lineage: Eukaryota; Metazoa; Chordata; Mammalia; Dasyuromorphia; Dasyuridae. The coding region runs from base 186 to 1694 and encodes 502 amino acids. Gene Ontology annotation, biological process: chemical synaptic transmission; monoatomic ion transmembrane transport; signal transduction. Gene Ontology annotation, molecular function: acetylcholine-gated monoatomic cation-selective channel activity; transmembrane signaling receptor activity. Gene Ontology annotation, cellular component: postsynaptic membrane; synapse; neuron projection. The record is from RefSeq and is a predicted model, not a curated record.